AAACAGAGAAAAUUUUCUCAAAAGAAUCGGUAUUUCUCUCGAGAGUUCAGUUAAGCUAAGAAAUUAUAUUAAAAAAAUAAUAAAAUAUUGGUUCUCAUUUGGCACACAUCAGUUGUGAGUUAUUACACACUUCCCCCAUCCCAAUGCCCAAUCCGCACCGUUAUCAGCAAUCAGCACCACCUUUCUUUCUCUCUUCUCUUUUACUUCUCUUCCCAGUUCUGCACUCAAUAGCACCGCCAUGAGGAAGAAGAAAGCCACCUACAACUCCAAAACCACAAAGCUCAAAACUUUACCCAUUUUCCUAUGUGGCUUCCACUUCCUCUCCUUAAUCCUCUUCACCCACUCACAACCCGCCUCCCCAGACGCACAAGCAAUGCUAGCACUCAAACAUGCACUAAACCCACCCGAAUCACUUGGCUGGUCCGACCCGAACCCAUGCAAAUGGAGUCGCGUCUUCUGCUCCGAUUCCAACCGGGUCACCCGGAUCCAAAUCGGACGCCAAGGACUUGCUGGCACAAUUCCCAACAACACCCUCCAAACCCUGACCCAGUUGGAGCGCCUUGAGCUUCAGUUCAACAACAUUUCGGGUCCACUACCGGACCUAUCCGGGUUGGGUUCGCUUCAAGUCCUUAUUCUAAGUAACAAUGGCUUCACUUCCAUUCCUGCAGGUUUCUUCGCCGGAAUGUCACAGCUUCAGGCAGUGGAGAUCGACGACAACCCUUUUCAGGCGUGGCAGCUUCCUCUGUCUCUGCAGAACGCUUCGGCGCUUCAGAACUUCUCAGCGAAUAGCGCUAACAUAGUUGGAAAAAUCCCAGAUUUUUUCAACUCUGACGUGUUUCCCGGGUUGAGCCAUUUGCAUUUAGCGAUAAACGGCAUCGAGGGUACGUUGCCUUCGGGGUUUUCCAGUUUGGAACUUCAGAGUCUGUGGCUGAACGGGCAAAAGGGUGAUGCGAAGCUUGGUGGGGACGUUGAUGUUUUGCAGAACAUGACGUCACUGACGCAGGUUUGGUUGCACCAGAACUCGUUUUCUGGGCCUUUGCCCGAUUUUUCUGGCUUCCAAAACUUGGAAGAUUUGAGCUUGAGGGAUAACUCUUUCACGGGUCCUGUCCCUCCCUCUCUGCAGAGCCUAAAGUCGCUUAAAGUCGUGAACUUGACUAAUAACUUGUUGCAGGGUCCAGUUCCUGUGUUUGGUUCUGGUGUUGUAGUUGAUAUGAGUGGUUUGAACAGUUUCUGUUUGACUAAACCCGGUAAUUGUGAUUCCAGAGUGAAUGCUCUACUUUCUAUUGUUAGGUCUAUGGGUUAUCCCCAAAGGUUUGCUGAGAAUUGGAAAGGGAAUGAUCCUUGUAGUGAUUGGAUUGGGAUUACUUGUAGUAAUGGGAACAUUUCAGUUAUUAAUUUUCAGAAGAUGGGGCUUAACGGCACGAUAUCGCCCGAUUUCGCAUCACUCAAGUCACUGCAAAGGUUGGUUCUUGCUGAUAAUAACCUUACUGGUCCAAUCCCUGAGGAGCUAGCUGCUCUUCCUGUUCUUACUCAGCUGAAUGUUGCAAACAAUCAGCUUUAUGGGAAUGUUCCAAAGUUUAAGAGCAGUGUAGCUGUUACCAUAAGUGGUAACAAGGAUAUAGGGAAGGAUAAGCCUAGCCCGUCCCCUCCAGGUUCGUCUCCAAAUUCGACUGCUCCAAACACAAUAGAAGGGAAUGGUGGCAAAAAGAAGUCUUCGCAUGUACUAGUGAUUGUUAUUGCUGUGGUUGGAGGUGUAUUGUUGAUUGCUUUGAUUGCUUUAUUGGCUUUCUGCUUGUAUAGGAUGAAGCAGAAACGGCUGAGCAAGGUGCAGAGUCCGCGGGAGCUAGUUGUCCACCCUCGUCAUUCUGGGUCGGACAAUGAAAGUGUGAAGAUAACUGUUGCGGGUUCAAGUGUCAGUGUUGGUAAUGUUAGUGAAUCGCAAACUGUACCUGGCAGCGAAGGAGGGGAUAUCCAGAUGGUCGAAGCGGGAAAUAUGGUCAUUUCUAUACAAGUCCUGAGGAAUGUCACUAACAAUUUCAGUGAGCAAAAUAUAUUGGGGCAAGGAGGUUUUGGAACAGUUUAUAAAGGUGAAUUACAUGAUGGCACAAAAAUUGCAGUGAAAAGAAUGGAGAUCGGAGCAAUAUCCGGUAAGGGAGCGGCAGAAUUUAAGUCUGAAAUUGCUGUUUUGACUAAGGUUCGCCACCGGCAUCUUGUCUCGCUUCUUGGCUACUGCUUGGAUGGGAAUGAGAAGCUUCUUGUGUAUGAGUACAUGCCUCAGGGGACGUUAAGUAGGCAUCUUUUUAGUUGGUUAGAAGAAGGACUAAAGCCGUUGGAGUGGAAUAGAAGAUUAACCAUUGCAUUGGAUGUGGCAAGGGCUGUCGAGUAUCUUCAUAGCUUGGCCCAUCAAAGCUUCAUACAUAGGGACUUAAAGCCUUCAAACAUUCUCCUUGGAGAUGAUAUGAGGGCGAAGGUUGCAGAUUUCGGUCUUGUGCGACUUGCUCCAGAAGGCAAGGCUUCAAUAGAAACAAGAAUUGCAGGAACUUUUGGGUAUUUGGCUCCAGAAUAUGCAGUUACCGGCCGAGUCACAACCAAGGUUGAUGUGUUCAGCUUUGGUGUGAUAUUGAUGGAACUAUUAACCGGAAGAAGAGCACUUGACGAGACCCAGCCGGAGGAUAGCGUGCACCUCGUUACAUGGUUCCGCAGAAUGUACAUAAACAAGGACACAUUCCGAAAGGCCAUUGACCCCACAAUCGAGCUUGAUGAGGAAACGCUGGCUAGUGUACACACCGUGGCAGAGCUAGCCGGCCACUGCUGUGCGAGGGAGCCAUAUCAAAGGCCUGACAUGGGUCAUGCUGUCAACGUGCUUGCUUCUCUUGUAGAACUCUGGAAACCAUCUGAUCAGAACCCCGAAGACAUAUACGGCAUUGACCUCGACAUGUCUUUGCCGCAAGCGCUUAAGAAGUGGCAGGCUUACGAAGGUGGAAGCCAAAUGGAGUCGUCGUCUUCUUCGCUCCUACCAAGCUUGGACAACACGCAGACAAGCAUCCCUACCCGUCCUUACGGAUUCGCCGAAUCUUUCACCUCAGCAGAUGGGAGGUGAUUCAGGUUUGGCUGUAAAUAAUGUUAAUUGUGGUUUUGUAGUGUGUAUUUUUGGUUCAUCAUUUUCUUUGCUUCUUGCUGGCUUUUUCUUAUAUGAACAUGUUCCAUCAUGUUUCAUGGUGUAACUGUAGUAACUGUAACUUCUUCCGCGGUAUAUCUUGUACCUCCCCAGCAUUUGUUUAAGGAGUUUUACUGCCAAA
Arachis duranensis is the source of this 3299-nucleotide messenger RNA. RefSeq names its product receptor protein kinase TMK1. Bases 239 to 3100 code for a protein of 953 amino acids. The record is from RefSeq and is a predicted model, not a curated record. Gene Ontology annotation, biological process: protein phosphorylation. Gene Ontology annotation, molecular function: ATP binding; protein binding; protein kinase activity. Lineage: Eukaryota; Viridiplantae; Streptophyta; Magnoliopsida; Fabales; Fabaceae. The transcript is spliced from 2 exons.